AUGCCACAAAGAAAAGGAUUAUUAGCUCCACAAAAUACUUUUCUUGAUACAAUCGCUACACGGUUUGAUGGAACACAUAGUAAUUUUGUAUUGGGUAAUGCACAAGUACAUGAUUAUCCUAUUGUAUAUUGUUCUGAUGGAUUUGUUGAAUUAACUGGUUAUAAUAGAUCACAAAUUAUGUCAAAAUGUUGUUCAUGUAGUUUUCUUUGGGGUGAACGAACCGAUGAUAAUGCAAAACAAUCAAUAUUAAAUACAUUAGAAAAGAAAUGUGAAUUACAGAUUGAAAUACAAUUUCAUAAGAAGACAAAUGAACCAUUUCUUUGUUUAUUGGAUAUUGUACCAAUUAAAAAUGACAAAUCACAAGUUGUUCUAUUUCUUGUAUCUCAUAAAGAGUUAUCACCUGAUCGACAUGGACGAAAUAAAGCCAACUAUAGUAUACCUGAAUCAAGUUUAAAAGUACCAUAUAUGUUAUCUGCUCAACAUUUAACUGGAACAUCUCCAUCAAAUAAAACACCAAACUUAUUAACAAUGGGAUUAGCAACAACAAUUACAGCAGCAGUUCUUGGUUCAACUGGAUUUCGUAAUAAUAAAUUAUUAGAUUAUUUAAGUGCUAGAAAGAAUACAACAACAAUACCACCCCUACUACCACCAUCAUUACCAACAACAACUACCAUUACUCAUAAUAAAUUAGAUAGAAAUACUUCAAUUGUAAGUAGGAAAUUAUCAGAUCGUACUUCUAUUGAGUCGAGUAAAUCACUAGCGAAAUAUUCAUCAACAAGUAAUAAUAGUGUAAUAAAUGAUGUUCUCAAUAGUUCAAAACAAAAUAUUCUAUUAGAUCCAAUUGAUGUUGAAAGUGGUCCACUUUUAAUAACAGAAUAUAAGAGUAAUGGUAAUAAUAAUAAUAAUAAUAACGGUAAUAAAUUAUUGGAUCCUACACGUUUAAUAGUUCAUGAAUCUGAUUCAACGGAUACAUCAAGUGAUGAAUCAAGUAAUUUAACUAAUGAUCCAUCAACUGUUUAUAAAUUUCAACGAAGACGAAGUCGAGCUGUAUUAUAUCAUUUAUCUGGACGAUUUGAUCAAAAAUCCAAGCAUAAAUUACCAUUUAAAAAAUUUCAACGUAUUUCUGGCAAAGAAACAAUACCUGAAUAUAAAGUUCAAGAUGUACAAGCAUCAAGAUUUAUAUUAUUACAUUAUAGUUUAUUUAAAAUUAUUUGGGAUUGGAUGAUAUUAUUAUGUACAUUUUAUAUUGCUAUAAUGGUACCAUAUAAUGCAGCAUUUUCUCAGGGAGGUGAUGAAAAAGAUUUAAUUAUAUGUGAUAUUAUUGUGGAAUUAUUAUUUAUUAUAGAUAUUAUAUUAAAUUUUUGGACUACAUAUGUUAGUAAAAGUGGACAAGUUGUAUAUCAUUUAAAAGCCAUUGCUAUCAAUUAUUUACGUGGUUGGUUCUUUCUUGAUUUAUUGGCGGCUAUUCCAUUCGAUGUUAUUUUAGCUGUAAAUAAUCCUGAAAUACAAGGAACUAUUGGUGAAAUGGGUAAUUGGAUUCAUUUAUUGAAAUUGGCACGUUUACUUCGAUUGGCAAGAUUAUUUCAAAAAAUUGAACGAUAUUCUCAAUAUAGUACAGUAAUAUUGGGUUUACUAAUGUGUAUGUUCUUUCUUGUUGCUCAUUGGUUUGCUUGUGGAUGGUAUUGUAUUGGUAAAGAGGAAUUUAAGUCGAAAAUUACAAGGGAAUACAGUUGGUUAUAUGAAUUAGGUGAACGAAUGCAAUUGAAUCGUUCAUAUUCAGCAAUGAAUAAAACGAAUGGAUUAACUAGACGUGCAUUAUAUGUAUCUAGUUUAUAUUUUACAACAACUAGUUUAACUAGUGUUGGAUUUGGUAAUGUAUCACCGAAUACAGUAAAUGAGAAAAUAUUUGCUGUGAUAACUAUGCUUAUUGGAGCUCUUAUGCAUGCAGCAGUAUUCGGUAAUGUGACAACACUUAUUCAACGUAUGUAUUCAAGACGUUCAGCAUAUCAAACAAAGAAUCAAGAUUUAAAAGAUUUUACACGUGCUCAUCAUAUACCGAAACCUUUAAAACAACGUAUGCUUGAAUUUUUUCAAGCUAUGUGGGCAAUUAAUCGUGGUAUAGAUAAAGAAGCUAUAUUACAAUCAUUCCCGGAAAAUUUACGCGGUGAUAUUGCUUUACAUUUAAAUCGUGAAAUAUUAUCAUUGAGUUUAUUCAAAAGUGCCAGUCCUGGUUGUCGUAAAUGUUUAGCUCAAUUAAUAACAACACGUUUUGCUACACCUGGUGAAUAUCUUGUUAAUCAAGGUGAUGCAUUACAAUUUAUCUAUUUUGUCUGUAGUGGUUCUUUAGAAAUACUUGGUGAAGAAGGUACAGUUGUUGGAUUGUUGGGUAAAUGUGAUAUAUUUGGUAGUGAUAUGGAUGAUUUGCCUAUAUUGGGAUAUUCAGCUUAUAAUGUUAAAUCAUUAACAUAUUGUGAAUUACAAUGUAUAGCAUUAGAUCAUCAAUUACAAGAAAUAUUUGAUCAAUAUCCACAAUUUCGAAAACAAUUUGCUUUAGCCAUUUCAGAAGAAUUAUCAUUUAAUUUAAGAGCUGGAUUCGAUCCAACUUCAUCUUUAGAGCUGAUUCCCGCAAUCACUGUCACUACUGAUAAGACUACAGAUUUCGAAGAUCAUUCCGAUGAUGAUGAUAUGAGUAAUAAAUCUCAUGAAAUAAUCAAUGAUGAAUGCAUUUUACUAACUAAUUCACAGAAUAAAACAUCAGUGAACAAGAAAGACGACGAUGAAGAUGAUGAUGAUGAUGAUAAUGAUGACGAUGAUGAUGACGAUGAUAGAACUAUGACCCAUGAAUUCGGUAAACAAUUCAUAAAUAUAAAAACAAGAAAUUUAAAAAACUCUCUAAACGAUCAUCGUCUUGACAACCAAUUAAAUGUGAAACAAAUAAAACUAUUUGAAAAUUUAAAUUCUUCGCAAAAAAUUAAAAAAAAAUUUAUUCAUAUCAAACAAAAUUCAUUAGAUUUAUAUACAAAACAUUUUGAAAAAUUCAAUAAAUUAAAUCAUACUUUAUCUAUUGAACAAUUGAAUCAAUUGGAUAAAACAAACAAUAUUAAUACUACUAUUAAUACUACUCAUAACACUAAUAAUAGUAGUAAUAAUCAUAAUUGGGAUAAUAAUGAAUAUAAGAAGAAGUUUUACUUUCAUUAUCCAAUUAUGAAUUCAUUUCAUUCAUUUGAAAAUCUUAUGGACAAAUCUAAAAUGAAUAUUACAAAAUUAUACUUAAAUUAUAAAUGUAAAUCAUUCGAUGAUAUUUAUCAUCUUGGUAAAUCAUUUAGAACUUAUAUUCGAAAUGAAUCUAUUUAUAAUACUGACAGUUACGGUGAAGAUGAAAAUUACAAUCAACUAAAUGAUGUGUUCAUCAAUUCAAACAACAUUAACAAUACUACCACUACUCCUCCUCCUACUCCUGCUCCUACUACUACUAUUAACAAUAAUAAUAAUAAUAAUUAUAAUAAUUAUUAUAAUAAUAGUAGUAGUAAUAGUAAUAGUAAUAGUAAUAAUGCUAAUGAUAAAGUAACAAAACAAAAUCAGCUGAUUUCAACCCUUUGUAUUAAUUUCUAUCAAACCCAAAAUGAUAUUACUUUAAUCAAAUCAGAAUUGAUACAAAUGAAUCAAAAACUUGAUAGAAUACAAAAAGAUUUUAAUGAAUUUACUAAAUUAUUUAUUAAAAAUGAAAAUUCAUUCAAUAAUCAAUCCAUACAUCUUAAUACUUCUAAUAAUAGUAAUAAUAAUAAUAAUGAGAAACGAUUGAAAACGAUACAUUCAGUUGCUGGGAAUGAUACUGUCUCUUCAACACAAACAAACAUUGCUCAUAGUAACAAUAAUAAUAAUAAUAAUAAUAAUAAUAGCAGUAUUAGUAAUAAUAAUGUUAAAAAUUCAAAAGAUGGCUUAUCCCCUUCUAAAUCUAUUAUACCAACAACAAUAAUGAAUUCACGUCCAUGUUUACAUCAAUAUGGUAGAACACAUCAUUAUUCACCAGAGAAUCGUGUAGUGACAUUUCAAUUACCACCACGUAAUUAUGAUUUUCGUAGUCAAAGUUUAACUAGUUCAAGACAAAUUUCACCUGAAACACCAAAAUCUAAUCCAAUUAAAAAAUUAUUACAUAAACAUCCAUCUAUAUCACAUGAUCUUAAUUAAAAUAGAUAUUGUACUUUCAAUAUUACAUAGACAUAUGAUAUGUACAUUGUUUACUCAUUAACAUAUAUAUAUAUAUAUUUCAAUGGUUAAGAUCAUGAGUCAGUUGAACCUACACCGCCAUAGAAAACCAGGAAGUACUGGACGGCCAUUUCGUCCUAUUGUAGGACUCCUCAGCAGUGAGCAUCCACGACCUUGCCUCCUGCUGAGGAGUCCCACAAUAGGACGAAACGGAAGUCCAGUGCUUCCAGAUCUUUCAUAGUGCUUAAGCUUCAACUCACUCAUGAUCUUAACCAUUGAAAUUACUACAAUCUCCACAAAACCCAUUUGAUAUAUAUAUAUAUAUAUAUAUAUAUAUAUAUAUAUAUAUAUAUAUACACUCAUUUUGUAUACAUUCACUAAAACGAUACACAUUCACUUCUAUCGAAAUGGGUUCUUUUUUCUCCUUUUUUUCAGAUAUCAUUUUUGUUUUGUUUUUUUUUCUAUCAUUUUCUUCUUAUUUCUAUUCAUGUACAAAGAGAAGAAUUUGGAUGGAAAUUAUUUUGUUUGAUUGUAACAUUUCUAAAAGUAUCUUUACACAUGUUUAUUCAUCUAAUUUUGUGUAUGUAUGUGUGUAUGUAAGUGAGUGAAUGUUUCAUUAUUACCAGACAAGAUGUACUAAUCAUUAAAUAAUUCGAUCAUGUUAUGAUUUAGUUAUAUAUGAGAUGUAGUUAGAAUUAACAUUAUCCUUCCUCAGCAACAACAACAACAACAGCAAGAAAGUUGUUUUGUAUACGUUAGAACCUCAACUUAUUUUUUAUUGAUAAGCCCUUUACUCUUUCUUCUCUUUUUAAAGGAAAAAAAAGAAAAAGAAAAUAUAUAUAUGUAUACAAAAACAUACAUUUUUUUCUUGUAUCUAUGUGUAUAUUGAUCAAAGAUGCAUAAAGUGAAUAAACCACUACAUUUCAAUGUUCAAUAUCUUCAAUGAUAAAAAGCAUGAGAAUUAAAUUUUGAAGAAAAAAAGCGAAAAAAGAAAAGAAAAAAGAAAAGAACAAAGAGAAUGCAGUGAAUUAGAUUGUAUUAUUAUUAUUAUUAUUAUUAUGAUUGUUGAAUUUAAUGAAUUUACAUUUGGGGGGGAAUUCCUUCUAUUUUGUAGAUUUGUAUCAAAUAUAUUUUUUUAAAUUUAAAUUAAAGAAACUUUUAUUUGGUUUA
This is a messenger RNA of Schistosoma intercalatum, 5376 nucleotides long. Lineage: Eukaryota; Metazoa; Platyhelminthes; Trematoda; Strigeidida; Schistosomatidae. The record is from the annotation of a GenBank genome assembly.